Adineta steineri is the source of this 1370-nucleotide messenger RNA. The record is from the annotation of a GenBank genome assembly. NCBI's taxonomy places the organism in Eukaryota, Metazoa, Rotifera, Eurotatoria, Adinetida, Adinetidae.
AUGUUAUUAACAAUUCAUCAAGAUAAUCAACAGAUACAUGCAAAAGAAAUGGAUAAUUGUUCUACAAUGCACAAUCACAAUGAUCCUAUUGAUAUGUCCUCAAUAUUAUUUGAAAAUCAAGAAUCAAACAAAGAAAAUGUAAUAGUUAGUACAACAAAUGAAUCAUCAAUAACUACUGGAGAAUGGAUUUCACCACCAUCGAUUACAAUACAUAAAAAGAAAAUCAAACGAUAUAAUUUAUGUAAUGAUCAUUGGAAACAAAUAUCAAAACUCAUACCAAAUUAUGAUCAAUUACCUCCUUGUCAAUUUAGAGAUGUAUUAAUUAAAAUAAUUCCUCUCAGAGAUCGUCAGAAUAUUAAACAAUGUUUGAUGAAUUUUACAAUGCUAAAAUUCAUACAACAACGUGCCCAAUUCAUGUGUGAUGUUUUUCAAUUGAAAAUUGAACACGAUUAUUGGAAUUAUAUAAAUAAUUUAACAAAUGUACCUGUUGUAGUUUGGUUAUUAGAAAUUUCUAAAGAUAUCAUUCGACAAAAUUCCAUCAAUUGGGAUCAUACAAAAACAAAAGCAAAUAUUGAACGACGACGAGAAAUGAUUCAAUAUAAAUUACAACAAGCAGAAAAUCAUUUGCACAUGCAUUUACAACAACCAUAUCCAUUGUCUUGCCAAAUGGAAACGAAAACUGCUAUGAAUCAUGCAAUGAAUAUUAUAUUGAAUGCUUUGAUUGUUCUUGUACAAAAUAGUCUCUCUCCUUUUCAUACCAAUUUCAAACAAAAGAUAAUCUUAUUAGAAUUUGAUAUUUAUGAUGUACAUCUUGUCAAAUCAUUCUAUGCUUUAAAUCCAACAAUGGAGCAGAUAUCGACUGUUCAAAAGAUUUGGCGUACUAAACUUCAAUCACGUCAAAAAGCAGUUGAAGAAUCAAAAUUUUCAUCAUUACGAACAGCAGAAUAUGAUCUGACAGAUGAUGAAUUACUAGAAUUUUGUAAUUCUGAUAAUUUGAUUCCAUCUGAUAACAAAUCUAUUUCUUAUCAUAUCAACAAUAUACUUCAAAUCCCUGAUUAUUUAUCCAUGAAAAAUAAGAAAAUAUUUGAAGAUAUGUUUCAUGAAAAAAUUUAUAAUUCAAAAAGAUCAAUUAACAUGGAAGAAUUACGAUUAAUUACUAUUCUUAUGCAUCAACUAAAUGUUCUUAAUUUGGAUAAAUCUCUUUGGAAUCAUUAUUUAAAAUCAGGUACAGCUAGUCUAUUACAAAUCAAAGAAACAAAUUUUAAAGUAUGGCCAUUAAAAAUAAAAACAAUGAUUCAAUACGCUCAAUGUCCCACAACAAUUAAUAAUGAUUCUAAUCAAAUUCUAGUUAAUGAUAAUAUGUGUUUAAA